AUGAUAUCACCUGGGAAACCUGCUGGUGACUCUGUGCGUUCAAAGGGACAGAUAUGUUCUUCUACAAUUAAUUCACUCCCUGGCGGUUCAAGCCAUGCUCCAACCACUGGGUGUACUAUUUCCGGAUCCGGAUCUCAUGUCUUGCUUGCCAGUGCUGGCGUGCCGCCUAGCCAUGGAACCUCUGUACCAGCCUGCACACUGCGCUUCCGCGAGUUAGAGAGUGAGAUAAAGUCUCUUACUCGCGAAAUAGCUUCCCGCGAUGCCCAACUGGCCUCCUCCAAGACCCCUCUGGGAACCUCAUCAGCAACCCUGACUGGAGUUACCAAUUCCGUAUCAGGUACAAUCCACCCGGUUGCCAUAUCUAGAGGCCCCAUUAGUACAUCAACGUCCUGGAACGAUCGAAGAACCCCUGGCAAUAAUCGUCACCCUUCCCGAAAGGAAAUGGCAAGUUCGGCAACCUCCAUUACAUCUGGAUCAGUGCAUUCAUACAGCGACUCUGUCUCUUCAGCAGUGCCAUCGAUAACUUCUAGUGCCCUUGGUUCGGCAUUGCUUUCGCCGCACCAUCUUCACCCUCACCACCAACACUCUUCCAGCCAGACUGUCGGACAGACCCCAAUGUCGCAAACUGCUUCUCUGCUGCUUUUAGAACAGCAGAAGUUAGCUGAAUUGGCUACUCGACUAGGUAUACUACAGGAGGAGAAUCAGAGGCUCACAAUAACCUUGAAAGAUGAAGACAAGAUGAAACAGGAAUUGAUGACGGCUUAUCACUCUUCGCUAAAGGAGAUCACUGAAUUAAAUGGUGAGGUCUCCCUCCCUUCAUACAGUAAACUGUCUAAUAAGAAGCUAUGCUGA
Protopolystoma xenopodis is the source of this 852-nucleotide messenger RNA. Lineage: Eukaryota; Metazoa; Platyhelminthes; Monogenea; Polystomatidea; Polystomatidae. The record is from the annotation of a GenBank genome assembly.